Myotis myotis is the source of this 5986-nucleotide messenger RNA. It is a transcript of the gene TCAF1, whose product is annotated as TRPM8 channel associated factor 1. The coding region runs from base 224 to 2989 and encodes 921 amino acids. Gene Ontology annotation, biological process: positive regulation of anion channel activity. The record is from RefSeq and is a predicted model, not a curated record. Lineage: Eukaryota; Metazoa; Chordata; Mammalia; Chiroptera; Vespertilionidae. The transcript has 9 exons.
AAUGCCCGCAGGCCCGAGGAGGGCCGGUAGUGGCGGAUGGGCCUGGGUCUGGGGGCGGACGGUGCGGGAGGCCGAGGAGGCUGCUGGUGGACCUGCGUGAGCCCAAACCGGGGACAGAUGUCUCGCUGUUUGUGUCGCAGUCCUGUUCGCGAUUGUUCUCUGCUCACGGGCUCUGCGUCGCGCCUGCCGCAGUGCUCCUCCGGGCCCUGAUAAGCCCAUAACCAUGGCGACCCCUUCAGCUGCCUUUGAAGCCCUUAUGAAUGGAGUGACAAGCUGGGAUGUCCCUGAAGAUGCCGUCCCAUGUGAACUUCUUCUUAUUGGAGAGGCUUCCUUCCCAGUGAUGCUGAAUGACAUGGGCCAGGUCCUCAUUGCUGCAUCCUCCUAUGGCCGAGGCCGCCUGGUGGUGGUAUCCCAUGAAGACUACUUGGUAGAAGCCCAGCUCACUACCUUUCUCCUCAAUGCAGUGGGGUGGCUUUGUUCUUCCCCUGGGGCCCCCGUAGGUGUACACCCAUCCCUGGCACCUCUGGCCAAAAUCCUCGAGGGCUCUGGGGUGGAGGCAAAGCUUGAACCGGAAGUGAAAGACUCCCUGGGGGUUUACUGUGUUGACGCCUACAAUGAAACCAUGACUGAAAAGUUGGUCAAGUUUAUGAAACAUGGAGGAGGUUUGCUCAUUGGAGGCCAAGCCUGGGAUUGGGCCAACCAAGGCGACGAUGAAAGGGUUCUGUUCACUUUCCCUGGGAACCUCGUGACCAGCGUGGCAGGCAUAUACUUCACUGACAACAAAGGAGACACAAGUUUCUGUAAAGUGUCUAAGAAGAUGCCCAAGACUCCAGUCUUAGUUAGUUGUGAAGACGAUCUUUCCGAGGACAGAGAGGAGCUUCUGCACGGCAUUUCUGAGCUGGACAUCAGCAACUCGGAUUGUUUCCCAUCCCAGCUGCUAGUGCAUGGAGCUUUAGCCUUUCCCCUGGGGUUAGAUUCCUACCACGGUUGUGUUAUAGCGGCUGCCCGCUAUGGCCGGGGCCGGGUGGUAGUGAUGGGCCACAAGGUACUAUUCACCGUGGGUAAACUGGGCCCCUUUCUGCUCAAUGCUGUGCGUUGGCUGGACGCAGGCCGCCGAGGCAAGAUCGUGGUGCAGACGGAACUAAGGACAAUGAGUGGUCUGCUUGCAGUGGGGGGCAUAGACACCAGCAUUGAGCCCAAUCUGACCAGUGAUGCGAGUGUCUAUUGUUUUGAGCCCACGAGUGAUGUGGGAGUCAAGGAGCUGCAGGAAUUUGUAGCUGAGGGCGGGGGCCUGUUUGUUGCAGCCCAAGCCUGGUGGUGGGCCUUCAAGAACCCUGGAGUGUCGCCUCUGGCUCGGUUCCCAGGGAACCUCCUGCUCAACCCCCUUGGCAUCAGUAUCACAAGCCAAAGCCUCAAUCCAGGGCCCUUUCGUACUCCAAAAGCGGGGAUAAGGACCUAUCACUUCCGCUCCACUCUGGCUGAGUUCCAGGUUAUAAUGGGGAGGAAGAGAGGGAAUGUGGAAAAGGGGUGGUUGGCAAAGCUGGGGCCGGAUGGCGCAGCUUUCCUGCAGAUCCCUGCAGAAGAGAUCCCUGCCUAUAUGUCUGUGCAUCGGCUCCUCAGGAAGCUGCUGAGUCGAUACCGGCUCCCAGUGGCGACCCGAGAGAACCCAGUCAUCAAUGACUGCUGCAGGGGUGCUAUGCUCUCCCUGGCCACAGGUCUGGCCCACUCUGGGAGUGACCUCUCACUGUUAGUCCCAGAAAUUGAAGACAUGUACAGCAGCUCCUAUCUGCGCCCCUCUGAAUCUCCUAUCACCGUUCAGGUCAACUGCAACAAUCCAGGCACCCGAUAUUGCUGGAUGAGCACUGGGCUGUACAUACCUGGAAGGCAAAUUAUAGAGGUCUCCCUGCCUGAAGCUGCUGCCUCUGCUGACCUGAAGAUACAGAUUGGCUGCCACACAGAUGACCUGACCAGGGCCAGCAAGCUGUUCCGAGGCCCACUGGUAAUCAACCGGUGCUGCUUGGACAAGCCCACAAAAUCAAUCACCUGCCUCUGGGGCGGCCUCCUCUACAUCAUCGUGCCUCAGAGCAGCAAGCUGGGUUCUGUGCCCAUCACUGUGAAAGGGGCUGUGCAUGCUCCAUUCUACAAAUUGGGGGAGACAUCCCUGGAGGAGUGGAAGAGGUGUCUCCAGGAGAAUCCAGGUCCCUGGGGAGAGCUGGCUACAGACAACAUCAUCCUGACAGUGCCAACUGCCAACCUUCGCACACUGGAUAAUCCUGAGCCGGUGCUUCGCCUCUGGGAUGAGGUGAUGCAGGCUGUGGCACGGCUGGGGGCUGAGCCCUUCCCCUUGCGUCUGCCUCAGAGGAUUGUUGCCGAUGUGCAGAUUUCAGUAGGCUGGAUGCAUGCGGGGUACCCCAUCAUGUGCCACCUGGAGUCAGUGCAGGAGCUCAUCAAUGAGAAACUCAUCAGAACCAAGGGGCUAUGGGGCCCUGUCCAUGAGCUCGGCCGCAACCAGCAGCGGCAGGAGUGGGAAUUCCCACCACACACCACUGAGGCCACCUGCAACCUGUGGUGUGUUUAUGUUCACGAAACGGUCUUGGGCAUUCCUCGAGGCCGUGCCAAUAUUGCCCUGUGGCCCCCAGUUCGGGAGAAAAGAGUCAGAAUCUACCUGAGCAAGGGUCCCAAUCUGAAAAACUGGAAUGCGUGGACAGCCCUGGAAACAUACUUACAGCUCCAGGAAGCCUUUGGUUGGGAGCCCUUCAUUCGUCUCUUCACUGAGUAUCGUAACCAGACCAACUUGCCCACCGACAAUGUUGACAAGAUGAAUCUGUGGGUGAAGAUGUUCUCCCACCAAGUGCAGAAGAAUCUGGCUCCCUUCUUUGAGGCCUGGGCCUGGCCAAUCCAGAAGGAAGUGGCUACCAGCCUGGCCUAUCUGCCUGAAUGGAAGGAAAAUAUUAUGAAAUUGUACCUCCUCACACAGAUGCCCCAUUGAAAUUGAAGUAAAAGAAAACUGGAAGGCAUUUGGUUAUGAAUGAAGAAGACCUCAACACAUUUCUGGACAGAAAGUGGAUGAAGUAUGAAAAAAGAAUGAAAGAGUGAAGGUACCUUUCAGAGAGAAUAUAAGCUGAUCUGAAUAACAUAACCACAGAGAGGCUUGGGCACCUAAAAAGUCUAUCUACUAAAGAAUUAUACCAGUUGUAAAAUUGAACCCCAUCGCAUUCUACCCUAUUCCUUGUGCAUAGAAUUCAGGCAGUCAACUAUUGGUACCAGUGAGAACUCUGUUGUUGCUAUUAUUGUUGUUGUUGUUGUUUAUAUAAAGAAAUUGAAUAAAUUACCUGAGAGAGGUAGGAGUUGGUGCUUCAGAAUGAAAUUUCUUUUUAUGUAAAUAAGUGAUCCCUUAGCCUAUCAGCUAAUUCUUUACUGACAGUUGAAACGCCCCAUACUCAAGUAACCAAGCGUUUGUAGUCAUAGAAGAAGCUUACUGGAAAAACAGACCAAACCAUACAAUGACAGAGGAAACCCAUAUCAACUCCUAUAAAAGUCAACAGUUAUAUUAAUGCUUAAAUACAACUGGUCAGCUAGGAAUUACCAGACAUUGAGCAUUGGGGAGGAGGGGGGGGAGGCGGGGGAGUGGGAGGGAGGGCCAAGGGAGACGUAUGUAAGAAAAAAUUACCAAUUAGAAUUAGGAGAUUGGAAAACUGCACCCAAUUCUGGAGGAAACAAAGUCAAAAUGGAAAAAGUAACUUUAAAAUCUAGUUAUAUCUUCAGAAAGAUCUGAGGUAUAUUUGUAAGAUGAAAACAGGAUGCUACAGAGAAAGGAAAAACUGAGAAUAAGGAGAGCCCUUUACAAGUGAAAUAUUGUCAAAAAAUACCCCAUAGACAAGCUUGAAAUAAAGUUGAUGGAAUCUCCCUAGAUAUAGAUCAAAAAUAAACAGCAGAAACUAUAAAGAAAGGAAAGAUCUAGACAAUAUCUAACCAUUAGUGUUUUUUAAAAAGAAAACAGAAAAUAUAGGCAAAGAAAAAAAAUAAUUGAAGAACAGAAAGAACUAAGUCUCCAGAUUCAGGGGGCUCCAAUAAAACCUACAUUGAGACACAAUUAUGUGAAAUUUUGGAAUAUUAAGGAUAGAGGGAAGACAUUAAAACUGCCCAGAGGGAAAAUAAAAUUGGGUCAUCAUAAUUAGCUUAGCCAAACAGGAAUGAGAAACAGACUGGGCAGCAGAUUUUUCGUCAGCAACACUAAAAACUAGAAGCCAAUGGAACAAUGUCUUCACACACCUUAUGAAAAAUUAUGUACCCAGAAUUCCAUAGCAAGCCAAGCUGUUGAGUCAAGUCAAAAUAUAUUUUCUGACAUGCAAGUUUUCAGCAAGUCUACCUUCACUGCACCCUUACUGAAGAAAUAUCUUGAGGAAGUUCUCCAGCAAAAUGAGGAUGAGAACCAAGAAAGAGGAAGAAACAGAAUCUAGGAAACAGUGGACCUCACCCAGGCAGGAUGUAUCACUCUAGAGCAGGGGUGGGCAAACUUUUUGACUCGAGGGCCACAAUGGGUUCUUAAACUGGACCGGAGGGCCGGAACAAAAGCAUGGAUGGAGUGUUUGUGUGAACUAAUAUAAAUUCAAAGUAAACAUCAUUACAUAAAAGGGUACGGUCUUUUUUUUUCAAUAGUUUUAUUCAUUUCAAACGGGCCGCAUCCGGCCCGCGGGCCGUAGUUUGCCCACAGCUGCUCUAGAGUGACAGUUAUCCAACAGGAUGUCUCACUCUGGAGUAGGGGUAGAGAACCAUUUUUCUGCCAAGGGCCAUUUGGAUAUUUAUAACAUCAUUUUUAGGCCAUACAAAAUUAUCAACCUAAAAAUUAGCUUGUUAUAUUUGGUCAAACAUUUAAUUAACUCAUCCCUAAUGCCUUGGCAGGGCAAGACCAAAUGAUUUCUUGGGCCAAGGGCUGGAUGUUCCCCAGUCCUGAUUUAGAGUGACUGUUAUCCAACAGGAUGUCUCACUCUAGAGUGACAGUUAGUUAUCCAGCACACAAACCCAGUUCAGAUGAGAGUACACAGUCUCAGGCUCUCUGGGAAGAAUAUUCAUUUUGUGCCAAGGAUAGUAUCACCGAGAAGUUACAAUGUUUGAGAGUAUUGAGUACAUACAUUCUUUAGUCAACCAAAAAGAAAACAAAACAAAAAUAUAUCAAGAAAUUUAAGCCCAUUUCUAAAACAACAACAAUAAAAAUACUCAUGGAAUAUAAGAAGAGACUCGAUUUGACAUUGGCGGUAAGUCUAUUUCCUUUCAAAUGGCACAGGCAUGACAUUGGAUGUGUAUGGAAGAAAAUGUCCUAGCUUCUAUGUGGCUCUCAGUAAACAGUAUUUAUAUAGCCAAAAUAAUAUAAAUGCUAUUUAUUGGUACUUAGUGUUCUGAUCAGCCUAUAGGCAAAACAUGAAAGACUUAAUUUUUUAUUCAGAAAUGAAAUUGAAAUUAACCCUGACAAGUUAAAGAGAGCAGAAAAAGGUUGAAAAUUGGCUGUGGGAAAAGAGAUGGAAGAAAGAGUAGGGCUACUCAUAUAUUUAAAGUGGGGAUGGAAAAAGAAUCUACAGUUAAUGGAACAAGAGCUGGAGGAUUGGUAUGUUGUUCAAAGCUAUAAAUUCAAUAGAAGCAUUAAAAUGAUAACUAUCAAAAAUUUGGGAAAAGAUAAGCAAAGGAAAAGUGAGGAUAGUGUAAGUUAAAUCCUUAUCUUUUGUAAUGGUGUAUUAUUAAAGAUUGUCUAAAGUUAAUAAACCAAGAAAUUAUUGUUCAAACAUUAUUUAAUGUUAGGAAGUUAGAAUAUCUAAAAAUAGAAAUUGUUAAAUGCAUUGCCUCUAGGGAACGGGACUAGGGUUAAAAAGGGUGGAGUGGGGUACUGUGUUUUUCAUUUCAAGUCCUCUGUACCAUUUAAUUUUUUACCUUGUGCAUGUAUUACUUUGAAAAUUUGUUAAUAAAGUCAAAUAAAAAUCCUUCAGUGGCUUCA